Messenger RNA from Kuraishia capsulata CBS 1993, 1707 nucleotides. RefSeq lists its product as uncharacterized. The transcript has a single exon. NCBI's taxonomy places the organism in Eukaryota, Fungi, Ascomycota, Pichiomycetes, Pichiales, Pichiaceae. The coding region runs from base 1 to 1707 and encodes 568 amino acids. The record is from RefSeq and is a predicted model, not a curated record.
AUGGCUCAUGCAAUGAGAAAGGCCCAGCGGUCUCUCUCGCAGUUUGCGCCUUUUGCCGAUGAAAGUGUGAGGUCUCCGCUUUCUGGAGACGAGGAAAGCUCUGGAAGGACAGCAAAGUCCACAUUUUCGGAGCCCUCAAAGUCUCAGCUUGAUGGAGACGAGUUGGGUGAAGCGUCCAGUACGCAUGUCUCCAGCGAUGAGGAUCUCGUACUUACGCCUCGUGAGAUACAAGACGAGCCCGAAAAGGAACAGCCGAAAAUCCCAUCGAAAGAGGAGGUUCUGCGAAGAUUGAAAGACCUCAUUGAAAAUGAAUUCAGUCUGGAAAUUUUGCUGAAACAUAGAGAGCUGGCUAUGAUUGACGAAGAAAUCAACAAAUGUGAGGCCCAGAUGAUUGCCCUGAGAAACCACUAUGCCAUUCAACCCACUGAUAAACUGGAGCAAGAGCCUACGGACUUCACCGAGAAGUACUCAGGCCUACUAACAAAGUACGACGAGACGCGGAAAAGCAUACAGGCAAUUCCAGGCUAUGAGCCUACUGGUGACUUUGCGUUUGAUAACUCGCUCGAGUCUACGUACAGAACGAGAUCGCAAACGUCAUCAUUGAGGCCUUCAGGAGCAAAACUUUCGCACGCAAACGAAUGCAUAUAUAGGAGAUCUGACGGAGUGUUGGUGAAAUUGACCUGUAUCAAUUGUCAGAGGUCCAACUUUUCUAGUGCCCAAGGGUUUUUGAACCACUGUCGUAUAGCCCAUGGACGGGAGUUUACAUCACAGGAUAACGCGGCGUUGAUCUGCGGUGAGAUUCUGCCAGACGAAGAGCAGGACAAAGAUGGAAUGGAAACGGUCGUUCAACUUCGUGCAGAUAAUUUGGACCCCAACAAGAAUUUGGCCAGGCCUCAGAUACAUUUUGACAACCCGCUGCCACCGGCGCCAGUUUCCGCGCAGAGCACGGUCACCACGUCCAGUGGCGAUGCUGAACCCUCAACUCCAACCCCAGACCUUGGUGAUGUAUCAACCGCUUCCUCGGUGGGGAGCAACAACCCGUUGAAACGUAAGGCCAAAAAGGGAGGCCUGGCCUCCAAGAUCCCAAGGACAGCAGAACACCUGAAGCUCAAAUUCCAAAACAUGUUGAAAGGCGAUGGCAAGUUCGAAGAACUGCUCACAGAUGUUACCACUGGCGUUGAAAACCCUCAUCUUUUCGAGGAUGAAGAGGAGAUCACAGAGGCUGACAGACAAGAGGGCGAGAAGCUCAGGAAAACCAUAGAAGACACUAAAAACGUGCUCCAGGAGGCCAAAAAGCUAAAUUUGGACGUUGACGAGUACCUCAAAUCUGCAAUGGAGAGGCAUGAGAACCCAAAUGUCGAUAUUGAAGCUGGAAAGCCCAUCAAGUCCAGGUUUAACAGGGGACGCAGAAAGUCCAGAGGCGGGGUUGGAAUAAGGAGAGUGACUAUAAUUCCGCCUGAAGAAGAGGUCUCGUCCCCUUCUGGAGGAGACGGAAGCAAAAGCUCGACUCCAACCCCAUCGUUACCUAGGGUCAAGCCAAAGACUGAGAAGUUGGAGCCGGUGAGUUCUCCAGAUGCUAUCGAAUCGGAGAAGCCGAACACCCCAUCGGAACCAGAGCACUAUAAUCUCAGAUCUACCAGCAAACGGUCCUCCAGAGUCUCCUUCUCCGCUGUUGAUGCUGCUAAGGUGGAUUCUAAGAAAAGAUAA